Rotaria sordida is the source of this 423-nucleotide messenger RNA. NCBI's taxonomy places the organism in Eukaryota, Metazoa, Rotifera, Eurotatoria, Philodinida, Philodinidae. The record is from the annotation of a GenBank genome assembly.
AUGGCGUCAUCAUUUUUUCAGACGUCAUUAGAUGAUAAUACAACUACAUAUGAUAAUCAAAGUUAUAUUACUACUGUUAAUACUGUUAUAACAGAAAAAUCUUCUAUUAAUAAUAUUGUUUCUACAACACUAAAUGAUAGUUUUGACACUCUACAUAAUAUUAUUGCUGCCAAACCGAAUUAUGUGAAUAAAUCUUUUAUUAUUGAACUUAUAUGUUCUAUUAUUAUUAUUUUUGUAAUUGCAAUAAGUGCUCUUGCUUUUGUUCGUCAUUAUCAACAUUCACAAACACAACAAAAGAAACAAAACGAAUACGUACAAAAUGAGAAAUUAAGUGCUCAUCCAUUUGAAGAAGUUCUCGUUGCUGUCAGUGAACCUCAAUCAGUUGAAAUGACGCAGACGACACCGACUGCACAUGCAAAUUGA